AACCGCAACAGACGCGUGGUGCGUCUCCUCGCCCUGCUUUUUCCACUCUUGCAGCAGGCUGCAGCAGCGCGCUCUCCGGCGGUCUCGGGCUCUCCGCCGAACCCCAACCAGCUCACGCCGCCCUCUCGCGGUUGCAUCACACCAGUAGGCUGAUUGAGACAUCCAACCUUCGCAAGAGAACAAAGCGAUGGACUCCACGGAUCUGUUUGACAAGGGCCCUCUGCUGGACGCAGGCAACUCCUCGCAGGAGAAUACCUCAGAAUAUACAGGGGAUGGAUCUGUUUGCAUCAGUGGGCAUCCUGCUUCCAGAAAACUUACAGGGAAGUGGAAGGCCUCCUCCUUAACAAUAGUUUGUUCAUUCUGCUGUUUUCUGGCAUACUCUUCGAUCGCGAAAAACCUAGUCAGUUAUCUCACAAAAGUCCUACAUGAAACAAAUGUGGCUGCUGCAAGAAAUGUUGCAACUUGGCAAGGUACUAGCUACCUCACACCUCUGAUUGGAGCCUUCGUUGCUGAUUCAUAUCUGGGGAAGUACCAGACAGCUUUGAUCUCCUGCACGAUUUUCAUUGCUGGAAUGAUGAUGUUGCUUUUGUCAGUAGCACUUCCAUUAAUCUCAACUGGUCCUCACACUUGGACUGUUUGGUCAGAUCCAGUCUCUUCUCAGUACAUAUUCUUCACUUGGACUGUUUGGUCAGGAAUGGUGUCAGCAGCAUUGGUGGAGAGUAAUCGCUUACAGAUUGCACAGGCCGAAGGUUUGGUGCACCACAAAGUGGCUGUUCCGAUGAGCAUCCUGUGGCAAGGACCCCAGUACUUCCUGCAAGGAGUCGCCGAGGUGUUCUCCAACAUUGGGUUAACAGAAUUUUUCUAUGAUGAAUCUCCAGAUGCCAUGAGAAGCUUAUGUAUGGCAUUCUCACUUGCUAACGUCUCGGCUGGAAGUUACCUGAGUUCAUUUAUCCUUUCUCUCGUGCCGGUAUUCACAGCAAGAGGAGGCAGCCCAGGGUGGAUACCUGACAACUUGAAUGAAGGGCAUUUGGAUCGGUUCUACCUGAUGAUGGCUGGUCUGAGUUUAUUGAAUAUUUUAGUCUUUGCAUUCUUUGCUACGAGGUACAAAUGUAAGAAGGCUUCCUGAAACUCAUUGCCCUUGGCAUGUAAGGGAAACAAUAACCUUGAAGUAUUUUUGCUGGAAAUGCUCAUUGUAAGAGAAACAGUGUUGUAUGUGUUAUUGAAAAACAAAUUGUGCUGUCCUAGAUUGUACAAUAUGUUUAUAUUGUAAAACGAUAUAAAUACCUGAA
This is a messenger RNA of Lolium perenne, 1289 nucleotides long. RefSeq names its product protein NRT1/ PTR FAMILY 8.4. Gene Ontology annotation, cellular component: membrane. Gene Ontology annotation, biological process: transmembrane transport. Gene Ontology annotation, molecular function: transmembrane transporter activity. The record is from RefSeq and is a predicted model, not a curated record. Lineage: Eukaryota; Viridiplantae; Streptophyta; Magnoliopsida; Poales; Poaceae.